Molecule: messenger RNA, 624 nt
Organism: Protopolystoma xenopodis
Lineage: Eukaryota; Metazoa; Platyhelminthes; Monogenea; Polystomatidea; Polystomatidae
Source: the annotation of a GenBank genome assembly
AUGCAUAUGGUCCAGGCCAGCUCUGUCGCCGAUAUCGCCUACUGCAUGAUCCUACUGUUCAGCUCUCUUCGCCUCGGUGAACUGCUCCAUCCGGCCUAUCGAAUGGGCAGUUUGGUGCUAAACACAUCCGCCACCACACCUUGGAUCUACUUCUACGCGGUGCCCGAGUUGCGACCCUUCCUCAGUCGUGUCGAUAUCUCCAGCAAAGCCAACUGGCUAUUUAGCAGCAUUCGCCGUCGGCGUCUAAACGGAAAUUCACAAAUUAGUAGCCCCACUCAACCAGCCAAGACAGCAGAACAGGAAGUGGUAGACGCAUCGCCGACCCUCCACUCAGCAACCGUCGUCACGGGAGUACAAGAGGACAAGAUGGAGCCUACGGACGGAGAGCCGGCUGAUGUUGGCCUGGCGAGAUCGAUCGUUUCGCUUGAUCCGGCAUCCACCGCGAUCGCACGACCCGAAAUUGAGUCGCAGGACUUGCAAGCUACUGAGGAAAUUGAGAUCUUGAGGUCGGAGGCAGAGUACAGAGAACGCCUGAAGAGCAUAACCGACGAGGAAGAAGAUAAACUCAGUGAAAUCGAGGAGAUUAAAGAGGCUGAACAUUCUGAUGGAGAGGAAUUGUGCUAA